UAUUCGAAUAUUUCUAAUGAAUAUUUGGAGCUCCUUCAGAUCGUCAGUUCACACUGUGUCAGUGGAUUUCCAAAAGAGUCAUUGAAAAUGGCAAAGGAAGGUCAACGAAGGAUUUUGAUCGCUAUUGACGGUAGCGAAUCUGCAGAAUAUGCCUUUGACUGGUAUAUUCACAACAUGAAGCAGCCCAAUGAUUAUGUGUACGGCAUCACUGUGCCAGAGUACAGCUUUGCUGGGAUAACGGUGGGUCCGAUGGCUGACCCCCAGGCCCUCCAGGAUGAGUUCAUGAGCCAGCACAAGGUCGUUGAGAAGCUGUGUGCCGACUAUACUGCCAAGCUGAGAUCUGCAGGGGUGAAAGGUCAGGUGGACGAGUACUCUGGCAACAAGCCAGGGGAGACAAUUGUGGAGCAAGCAGAGAAGCUGAAUGCUGACCACGUCAUCAUGGGAACCAGGGGCUUGACUGGCAUGAAGAAGUUCUUCCUGGGCAGCGUGAGCAACUAUGUAGUGCAGAACUGCGGCGUGCCCGUCUCAGUCAUUCCAAAGAAGGAGCAGAAAUGAUUUGCAGGGACUAGAGUGUGAAACGUUGCACAGGCCGGUACUGGAGAGUGAAAUGUCACCAUAGGCCGGUACUGGAGGGUGAAAUGUCACCCUCUCUUGCCUAGAUCACUGCUUUUAUAUGAGCUUCACUCUUCGAAAACUGGACUUAAUUUAUGUGCAUAAAGUGUUGUCCCAGAUUAGCCUGUGCAAUUCGCUAAAGUUACUCAGAAAGUAUACUUUCCACUGGAAUGGAAUUUAUCUUUUAAAGGAAGUCUCUUCUUAACGAAAAUCCAGAUAAGGCAGAAAGUGUCGUCCCUGAUUAGCCUUUGCGGACUGCGCUUACUAAUCUGGGAUGACACUUUAGCCACAUGAAUUCAGCCCACUUUUCCAAGAAUUUGAUAGUUUUAUUGCAUAUCAUGUGUCAGACUGACAUUCAUUAUCAAGAUUUUAGUUGGAUAAUUGUUGUGAAAGAUUUGUAUGUUUUAAUAUGGUCAUUCAGUACCAGAAAUGUCGGGUCGAUGUUUGUUAUAUAAAUUUUUACCGUUUGGUGUGGUCUAAAUGUUUCCAUAUCUUACCGCGGCUGUAGACUAUUUUUAAAUUUUGCUUAUUGUUUUAAGUUCUAUUUUUCAUGAUGCUUUUUAGGGACUUUUGUGAAAAAUCUAUUAAUUUCCUUUCUUUCUUGCAGAUUGUAUUAUUUGUCUUAAAAUAGUAAUACUGACUUGUCUUGAAGAAAUAAACCAAGAUUUUAUAAAACCUUGAGGGAGUUUAUGCUGACCUUAUUGUACUAAUAACGCCUACCAAUGUGCAGCAACACUAUUCUCAUUUGUUAGUUAUUUCAUAUUUAAUCUGAAUCACUUAAUCAUAAGCGUUUUUCAGUUGUUUAAAUUUUUAGAAUUAAUGUAGAACAUAUGGAGGGAACAAUUUCAUUUAUUUUGUGCAUAAUCCAAUAACUUGAUAGAAAUAAUUAUUAUACUCGCAAACAUUCUGUUAUAUUACAUGUCUAGGUUAGUGAAGACACGAUAUUUAGUCUUGUUAGUGAAAGUUUGUAUUGUUCUUUCUGUUUGACUGUUAUCUAGAUGCAAUAUUUAGUCAUGUUAGUGAAUAAUCAUAUUGUUGUUUUUGUUUGAUGACACUCUGGUAACUAUAUCUCAGUUGAAAAUAAAUUAUAUCAGGUGAAAAUUUUCAGUGAAAUUAGUCUUGGAAACAUCAUCAUUUUGUCAGUGUCUUUUAUAUUGCUGUGCAAGUAUUUUAUAUUUGUGAAAGAGCUUUCAUGUGCGUGUGAACCAAAUUAUGAAACAUCAAGCUAUUUUCUAAUUUAUUUACUUAUGCAAAAUAAUUUAAAUAACCAGGAUUUUUAAAUCACACCAGUAUAGAUAUAUUAUUUUUAUUCCAUCCAUUUAUGUCUUAUUGAAUCUCACUAUUUGAGUCAAGAUUUGAUGCAAUAUCCAUAUUUUUGUGCGAACUGUGUGUUAACUGUUUUUUGUGUACACACUUUUCCAUAUUUAUUGAAUGAACCGAUAAUUCUACCAGCAUGGAAAUUGUUAUGUUUAGUUUCUAUCUUCUACGCAUAUUGAAAGUUACUUAAAAAAUCUAUGUUUCCGCAUUUGAUGUGUUAGGCAAUUAAAUGAUAUUGUGUUAGGCAAUUAAAUGAUAUUUUGUUAGGCAAUUAAAUAAUAUUGUCAAUUUUGAUAAACAGAUUGAAGUGUGAACAGCUUUAAGUGUGAACAGCUUUAUGGUGUAUUCAAUGUGCUUCAUAUGCCUUCAUAACUUGUAACAUUCUUCAAAUGACCUCCUAAAACCAUUCCAAUGACAUUCUAUUAUUUUUCUAUAUUUUUUUUAUUAAUUCUGUGUUGUAUGAAGGUAGAUGUUUGCUGUUUCAUGUUUUUGACAUUUAAAAUUUAAAUGCAGUAGAAAUUUUCUUUCCAUUUUAAUGUUUGUUAAUAUGGAUAGUAUUUUACAAUUAACUCUAAAAAACAUAAUAAGAGAGUUUCUUUCUUGUUUCCGCCCCCCCCCCCCCCCCCACUGGAACUCUAUUGAUUUAAAUAACUCUCAAAUGAUGCACAAUUUACAUAUGGUUCAAUGGUUUGGAAGCUGAAUUACGUGUUUGUGAUGUGUUAUUGUUAUGUAAUAUAUGCUCAUAUUAAUCAGUUUAUGUUAAAUAUAUUUGUUAUAAGAUAACUAUUUUAUAACUUGUAAUACUAAUUAUCAAAACAUAAAAUAUAUUCCAAACACAGUAAACAAAUAAAAGAGCAAGUUAAAUGUUUUCAAUAAAAUAUUCAUCGUAAAGAAAAAACACAACAUGUUUCAUCAUAAUUUUAACUGUGUAUUGUGUUAUAAGCAUGCCCUGUAGUGAAAAAUAAACAAAGAAAACAAAA
Molecule: messenger RNA, 2909 nt
Organism: Dreissena polymorpha
Lineage: Eukaryota; Metazoa; Mollusca; Bivalvia; Myida; Dreissenidae
Product: universal stress protein YxiE-like
Exons: 4
Coding region: 88-555 (155 amino acids)
Source: RefSeq, a predicted model, not a curated record